UGGCAUCUCAAGAUUCCAGGCGACAAUGGGGUGUACGACGUCGCGAGCGGUCGACGACUUGUCCAUCGCCGCUGUGGCAGCAUCCGAGAGCGCUGCGGCCAGCGACGUGGCCACGCCAGAGUCGGCCCACGCCCGCAGAGACGUCGGCAAGGAGGCAGCUCGCGACAAGACGUUUGUCAUCACGGGGCACAGCGUUCGAAAUGACGGUGUUGUAGUCUACCACAUCUCGAUGCCCAACUCGCCCGAUGAGAUUCAACGGCGGUUCCGGGACUUUAAGCGCCUCCAUGGCGAGCUCAAGGAUGUUGUCCUCGAAGAAGCAGAAGACUGCGGGGUGGCAAUUCCCGACUUGCCGUACAAUGGCCUUUUGACCAAGCUCCAGCGCCAGCACACACGCGACCUGGACGAGCGGAAGGAAAAGCUCGGUGAGCUUCUCGAAGCCGCCGCGAGCCAUCCCGUCACCCGCAAUUCAAAGGGGUUUCAGAAGUUCAUCACUCUCGACAUGGCCCCGUAGUAGCUCUAUUGAAUCCAAUAAUUUUAGCGUAGAUUUUGAC
Molecule: messenger RNA, 551 nt
Organism: Saprolegnia parasitica CBS 223.65
Lineage: Eukaryota; Oomycota; Saprolegniomycetes; Saprolegniales; Saprolegniaceae
Exons: 1
Coding region: 26-511 (161 amino acids)
Molecular function (GO): phosphatidylinositol binding
Source: RefSeq, a predicted model, not a curated record